CUGUCAAUAAAAUUGUCCUUUCAGGUCAAAGAGUAUAAUAAUAAAAUACGGAGUUUCAGGUUCAGAAAUAUAAAAAAAAACCAUCAGAAUUAGAAAUACUGUCUAUCAUUUUGCAGUGCACCACUAAAAGUCACAAAAAUCCACGAUAUAAGAAAUUCAAUGUAUUUGUUUAAAAUAGAUUUAACUUUUAUAUUGAAUACAAAUAAGGGUAAAUUUUGAAACAAUAUGCAUGACAACUAUUCUCACAUAGAAGAUGGUAUUGCUUAUAUUGAUGAGAACAUACCAGGUUCAGAGGAACAAAGUAAUGAGUAUACCAGUUUAAUGGAAAUGUAUAAUUCUCAACUAGUACAUAGUUGUAGCUGUAGUGAAAAAUGUAACGAAAGUAACUGUGAUUGUCUUAAAAUUUCUGGUGGAGCAAAUUAUACUUCUGAAUUAGGAUCGCAUAUUCUAAAACUCUACAAAAUAAAAAAUGAAAAUGUUGACUUUACAUACCCUGUAAUAGAAUGUAGUGAAUAUUGCAAGUGUUUUGAAAAUUGUGGUAAUAGGCUUGUCCAAAAUGGACCGAUAGAAACUCUUUAUGUGACAACCUGUAAGCAGAAAUCAAUAGGUUUAGGUUUAUUUACAAGCCAAUUCAUUGGUAAAGGUACAUUUAUUUGUGAGUAUGCUGGGGAAGUCAUAACAAAGUCAGAGGCGGUACGUCGUCACCAGUACAACGAAAAAAAUUGCAAUAUGAAUUAUAUUUUUUGUCUAAAUGAACAUGUGAAUAACACAACUAUCCAAACUUUUAUAGACCCGAGAAUGUUUGGCAAUAUUGGUAGAUACAUAAAUCAUAGCUGUGAACCUAAAUCUGUAAUAAUACCGGUUCGAGUUAAUUCUCCAAUUCCUAAACUGGCUGUGUUUAGUUGCGUGGAUAUAUUUCCAAAUGAAGAAAUCACUUGUGACUAUGGUGCAGAUAAUCUAAUAAGCUCCAUUUCUCAAGAUUUAAAUAAAGUAAAGAUGUGUUUGUGUGGAAGCAAAAUGUGUAGAGGGUAUAUGCCAUAUAAUGUUUAUUAGAAUUAUAAAAAUGUAGUAGUAAAUAUAGUUUAUUUUUGAAAUGUAAUUUAAGUUAGUGCUGAUUUCUUAAGACAUGUUGUACAUAUGUAGAAAAAUAAUAUAUUGAUAAAUAUUGAAACAAUAUAUGCAUAUUUAAAAA
This is a messenger RNA of Melitaea cinxia (Glanville fritillary), 1192 nucleotides long. Its product is annotated as histone-lysine N-methyltransferase SETMAR. Bases 226 to 1053 code for a protein of 275 amino acids. Gene Ontology annotation, cellular component: nucleus. The record is from RefSeq and is a predicted model, not a curated record. The transcript has a single exon. NCBI's taxonomy places the organism in Eukaryota, Metazoa, Arthropoda, Insecta, Lepidoptera, Nymphalidae. Gene Ontology annotation, molecular function: histone H3K9 methyltransferase activity; protein binding; zinc ion binding.